Molecule: messenger RNA, 1344 nt
Organism: Aspergillus clavatus NRRL 1
Lineage: Eukaryota; Fungi; Ascomycota; Eurotiomycetes; Eurotiales; Aspergillaceae
Exons: 4
Coding region: 1-1344 (447 amino acids)
Cellular component (GO): TRAPP complex; Golgi apparatus
Molecular function (GO): protein binding
Source: RefSeq, a predicted model, not a curated record
AUGGAGUCCAUCGAUUCCAAACACAACCGCAAUCUGUCACGAUCUUCAAGACCCCGUAGCUCGACAAGGGGACCACUAGACGAACCGGACGAUCCUUUGCGGUCUUCUGAGCUAAACAUACCGUCUGCGCCGCUUUCGCAGACAGCAGCCGAACCUGGUAAUUACUCUGACCAUUCGUUCACGGCGCUCGAUCCACUGGCCCCAAGUGAACUUCCAACGGGCGUGGAAAAGGAUCUGUCGUACCUGCUUAGAUACGACGUCUACCAUUCUCUGUCCCAGAUCGAUAUACCCCACCCAUUGCGGUCGGAAUUCGUCACACCAGCACCAGACGAUUUACUACCCACCUCUUUGGGUAAAGUAGAGAGGCUGCUGGCUGAAGGUCACUUCCUACUUGCGGCGUAUCUUUGUGCAACCAUUUUAACAUCCGGUGGCGUCCCACCUACUGAUACGAAAUUGAUAUUUGGGCUCUUUUAUACACGCCUAGCAUGCUUGGAACUCUCUGGAAAUGCAAUUCUCGCAGCGCAAGAAUCAAAGGCUCUCGAGGAUCUGACCUCGGCCUUUUAUUACGUGGACUUUGAUGUCGACACUAACGACCAGGAAACGAGUCAGAAACAACCGAGCCAUCACCGUCAUAUCGUACCGUGGCCACUGCGCGUGCUGGCUGUGAGACUCCAGAGCAUCGGGUUCGGGGAUUCUCGACGAGGUAUUGCUGGCUUGUACGAGCUUGGUCUUGAGGCACGAAGGGAGUUUAAGCGUGCGGGACCGACAAUCGCAGAGCAGCAGAUCUGGAAAGAAAGACUGGCAGAUUUGGGGAUUAGGAGCGUGAACGCAUUGAUAGAGAUGAGUGAUCUCAACGCUGCUCGAAGAUCUCUACACAGCCUGAAAACACCCGCUUCAGAAGCCGGGAUCAAUAAACUGAGAAAAGUGCUGCUCUUCCUGAUGAUUGGCGACCUCGACGCCGCAAGGCAAGUAUCUGGGGAAUCGAAUGAGACUAUACUCAAACCUCUCCUUAGCAUGGCUGAAGGCCAAUACAGCGAUGCGGCAGUGGAAUGGCGUGCACUAUUGGAAAAUAAAGAUAAGAAACAUGAUACGGCUUUGAUUUCUCAGAAUCUGGCUGUCUGUCUAUUGUACUCGGGGAAACUUAACGAGGCCCGGCAGACUUUGGAGUCCUUGGUUGCAGAAAAUCAAUCGUUUGGCAGUUUGAUCUUCAACCUGGCCACUGUCUAUGAGCUCUGCUCCGAUAAGGCUGCAGUUCUGAAGGCUACUCUGGCCGAAUCUGUUGCCCAGCAGCCAAUUUCAGGCGAUAUCAACCUUGAUCGGCCAAAUUCAGAUUUCAAGAUGUGA